CAGAAAAAGCAUGCGGCGUUAACUGGCUCAUAAAACGACAACUUUUAUGGACGUCGUCGCGGUGGGUCACCGGGCUUUUUUUUCUUCUUUAUACACCAACAGGGUCGCGGAGAGCGUGUUGAGGUGGCCUAACGUCAAGUCAUGCUUUUAAGGGACAAAUAAGACCCGACGACUCAAUUUCUCACCUUUCCCAUCACUCGGCGCACAUCUGCGUGUGAGGGACGCACAAAACCCCAUUGUCCGCACGCGCGGAACUGUGCACAACAGUUUGUCGGCAAAGGCGUGACCGAAAGCACGGCUAAACAUGCGCGACCCCCACCCCCACCUGAUUGACAGGGACGGCGUCUUCGUUUCCACGACAACCGCCGCUCUGGCGCCACGAGUUCAAUGGCGGAAUGCAUGCCGCGCAUGCCUCCUCAACAGGUUGCUGCUUUCCUUUGAAGUGGGGGAAUCAGACUGGCGCCACUGCCAAUAAAAGACUGUUUCGCGCCCGUACGAGCUAUUUGGUGCGGCAUCUUCUUUGUUGUGGAGACCCGAGAAAAAUGAUAGCAAGAAGAAGAAGAAGAAAAAAAAAAACUCUGUUCUCUCAUUUGUUUGGGUUUGGGACAAACCUACGGGGUGGUAGUGUUACCGUUGCCGAGAAACUCGGCGCCAGUCUGCUGCAUUGGUGACGGGGUUUUUUGUGUGGAAGGAAUAAAUGAGAUAAUAGAGGGGGUGGACGUGUAAUGUGAAUGCGGAAGAUUAGUCUUAAAGUUGGUAUUCGAUCCUUUCAAGGUGUUGUGCGAAAGUGAUUCUCACUGGAGUAAGGUCAUCAUUGGCGCCGGGGGUAUAAGUAUCACGCUGCGUAGCUGGAUCUUUGGAUGAUGUGGGUAGCUAUCUUCAUUUUCUACGAUCUUCGACACGGAUAUCAUACAGUCUUCGUCACCUGAUGUAUCAGUCACGGCUGCAGUAGAAACUUUCUGGAUGCUGCCUUUAUAUAGUGUAUCAUUUUUUCACUUGUUCAUCCGUUAUGCUGUCAGCACAUCACCAUUAACCUCCACUAGCUUUUCAAGGUCUGUACCAUUGGCAGCCCUUGAAUGGUGCAAGCGGAAUGAGUAGAGAACUCCACCAGGUGUGGCGCAAUAAAUCCUAAUAUUUUUAACUCCAAUCCAAUCCAAUCCAAUUUGUCUUCGACAUAUUCCACCAUUUGUUUCAACGGAUCCCCGGAUUUUCUUGGAUGCUUUUGCAGAUCGCUGCAGUGCAGUUCUUAUUUUCGAACGGGACUCCCUUUGAAUCAAAUUUAAAUUGUGGGAGGGUGGCGAGCACAUACGGGGAAACUUUGCUGAAGCCAAACGUAGCAGUACUACUUUUUGCACCCCCCCCUCCCCUGCAAGAUAUCACCUCCAGUAUGAUGUCGCAAAAAGUCGUGUAUUUCUGGAGCCAUAUUUCUCCUAAUCUGCAACGCAGCAUUACCAGCGCACGUAUUCAGCUCCAAGGUCUUCUUGUAUAUCUCUAACUAGAAGUGAAAGCCAGAUGAAAUCUCAUACUGACACUUGCAAGAUGCAAACAACGCUGGAUCGUAUCAUAAACUUUCACGCAGCUUGGAAUAUCACGGCGUUGACAACGUGUAACCGACACCGCUUUGGUCAAGAAAGACGGAGAAAACAAAUUUGGCUGGGCGGUUUAACUUCGGAUUUGCUGCCUGGUUUCUAUCACAAAGUGCGCAGUCUAGCAACAUUCGAAAUCAUGCUCCUCGCCCCCUUCUCAUCCCUCAAGGGGUUUGAAAGCGGACUUAAGCUCAUCAUCAUCUUCUGGCCGUUCUUUAUCAGACGGAGGCUGAUGAUAACGCGGAGCGGUUAUCGCUGCCUUCUCGGUUUCUGUUGAACUUUCCCACGGCUCCUUGCACUUGUAAAGACAAGUAGACGACAAAUGACAAAUCAGGGAUCGCGUCAUGCUGGUCACGUGCCUUCGAGCACGGAAAGUAGUAAUGUAUGGGUGCACAGUAUUUGUAAACGUUCAGUACUUUGUCCGUUUAUGUUUAUUGGUAGCGUGUAAAGCAGUGGUGGGCAAUCCGAGGCAUAUGAUGUGGGAUGGGAGAGAGUAAAAAGCCGGAAGACUUGACUUCGCGUACACUACUAACCAUGUGGAAUACCGUGCGGCACAGCCACAAGAUACUCCGUAGCAGACGACAGGAAAAGAUGCUCAGGGUGUCGUCUGCCAAGUGUCGUCUGCUAAGCGCGCAGUACGUCACUCCCGAUAUUCCUGCGCCGCGCGAAUGCUCAACAUAACACGGGACAGAACUUCGGCUUCGAUACCACAACGGGAUCCCAACAAAUGGCAAAAAUACAGGUCCAAUGCCUGCAUGCCGUUAUGUGCUUGCUCCACUAGCACUGGGCUCCUGCAGCUCGCAAAGGAAAAAACAAAUGGAAAGAGAGAAACCACUGCGCACGAUGGCACAUCACCAAAACAUGAUACCAACCACCGCUGGAUCAUCGAGCAAAAAGCAGCGAGCAUUACCACACUUCCACCACCUGUGUCACACAUGACACCCCGUCGAGAAUUCGCCGUCCCAGUAUGGCACUGCGCAUACGCACGCAAGCAACCUGAGCUCCGUACGUGUCCCGUGGACCGGAAAACUGGCGCCGAGGUACAACUCGAUCCGCCGGCGCGACCUGUAGACGCAGCUAUGGUUUCAAUAGACCGCUCGACAACAAGGAAGGCGAACGAAGAACAAGUUCAAGGGAAGAAAGGCCCGCAAAGGAAAAAAAAAAAAAAGUCAAGAGGCAAGUAA
Molecule: messenger RNA, 2770 nt
Organism: Ornithodoros turicata
Lineage: Eukaryota; Metazoa; Arthropoda; Arachnida; Ixodida; Argasidae
Exons: 7
Coding region: 2255-2770 (171 amino acids)
Source: RefSeq, a predicted model, not a curated record